AUGGCUUCAGUGGAGGUGUUAGAUGCUGAGCGCACACCAGAUCAGCCUUUCAAAGAUGACAAGCCACUGAAAGGCUUCCAAGAGUACUCGGAUGCGGAGAUUGCUGCAAGAAUGAACAAGGUGCAGCUUGCUUGCAAAGCAGCUCCCGACAAUGCGGAGACACAGCUGCUGGAAAGUCCUCUUGCUGAGGCAGUGGCGCGUUCUCUCACGCCCAUCGACCUUGAUCCAGAAGUCGGCGGUGGCGACUUUGACUUGCGGAGAUCUUUGCAACUGGAGUUUGGGGAAGCGGAGCUUGGAUCUUCAGACCCUUAUGGACUUGGACCUUUUGAUCCGUCAUGGACUGACUCCCAGAUUCCGGAAGAAGAGGAGAUACCUGAAAAGCCAGCCCAAUCUUCGGAGCUGAUAGAAGCGCCAGAGGACUCCAUGGAAGGGACUUCUGGUGAGAAGUCCAUGGCAGUGCCAGAGGAUUCCAUGGAAGUGACUUCUAUUGGUGGUGGGAAGUGCGUGGAAGAGCAUUUGGAAGGGACUUCUGGUGGGAAGCCCAUGGAAGUGCCAAUGGAUUCCAUUUCUGGUGUACCUGCCAACCCCCAAAAAUUGGAGCCUUUGCCGGUGGAGGGUGUCUUGCCUGAUGGAGCGCUUCCAGUGCCUCCUGCAUCAGAAAUGAUGAAUGGUCUUGCAGAUCCUCCUGCCAAGGUAGAGCCACCCCUUGAGAAUGGAGAAGAAGAAGUGCCAAAGAAAUCUGAUGCGCAGGUAAAAGAAGAGGAACCUGCUUUUGUCACUCGGAAAAGCCAAUGGGCAGGAAAGCCUCCAAAGGCAAAGGCCAAAGCCAAGGCCAAGGCCAAAGGAAAAGCUGCUCCUAAAGGCAGGCCCAGAGGCACUGGAGGCAGAGGGCGUGGUCGUGGCAAGAAGCUUGAUAGCGUGGUGAACUUGCUCUCUGAUGAGGAGGGGGAGGUUAAGAUGGAGGUUGAAGAGGGUGAUGAAGCAGAGGCGAAGAAGAAGAAGGCUCCCAGGAAGCGUGCUCCUGCCAAGCGCAAGGCUGCUGAGAAGCCUGCUGAUACCAAUGAGGAGGAGCCAAGCGGGAUGGAGGAACAAAGUCAAAAUGCUGAGGAAAUUGUUUGGAAACCUGUUUCGCAAGAGGGCAUCAAAGCAUGGGAGGGGAAAUGGGUUUGCCAGGAGCCUGCCCAGGAUGCAACGCGGAGUGCCUCCAAGAAGAACAAGUUGGAUGAGAAUGGUGAGCAGCGGAAGUCUCCUUUGAAGUCCUUUGCACGCCGCCAGUGCCCAAAGUCUUCACCAGCAAGGGAGAGAUGGCUUGUGGUGCGGGAAUUCUUUCGCAUGGAGAUCAAACCUAGGAUCGUACCUUGUGGGGAAUCCACUGCUGCUUGGGAGGUGUAUUGGUGGGACUGGUGCGCCGAGGCUUUGAACAAGCACAAAUACAGCAAGCGCAAGCAGAGUGCAGCGGACACGGAUGCAUUGUUGGAUCAGUUCAAGGGUCUGCUUGGCCGUGAAGUGAAUGACUUUUUGGAGGAGUGGGGUAUGGACUUGGUCACUGAGCCUGCGUCGCCGUCGCCCAUGUAG
Molecule: messenger RNA, 1575 nt
Organism: Durusdinium trenchii
Lineage: Eukaryota; Dinophyceae; Suessiales; Symbiodiniaceae
Source: the annotation of a GenBank genome assembly